This is a messenger RNA of Phalaenopsis equestris, 1089 nucleotides long. Its product is annotated as polygalacturonase-like. The coding region runs from base 1 to 1089 and encodes 362 amino acids. The record is from RefSeq and is a predicted model, not a curated record. The transcript is spliced from 3 exons. Lineage: Eukaryota; Viridiplantae; Streptophyta; Magnoliopsida; Asparagales; Orchidaceae. Gene Ontology annotation, molecular function: polygalacturonase activity. Gene Ontology annotation, biological process: carbohydrate metabolic process.
AUGGCGCCACAGCUAAUCACCUCCCUCCUCCUCCUCCUCCUCCUUCCACUCUUCUUCUUCCCCCCUUCUUCUGCAAACCAAACCUACAACAUCGUCGACUACGGCGGCCACGCCGGACGCCAGGCCUUACUAAACGGCCCUUGCAGAAACAACCAUAUCCACAUUCACAUAAAGGGAACCAUCGUCGCUCCUUCCUCCUACACCUCGAACGAGCAAUGGAUAAUGUUCAAGAACGUCAAUGGCCUCACCAUCUCCGGCGGACUAUUCGACGGCAGAGGACAAGCUCUAUGGUCCUGCAAAACCAACAGCAACAAUCACAAUAGCUGCCCCAAUGGCUCCACUUCCCUCACCUUCGCUUACUGCAACAAUGUCCGGCUAAACAGAUUACGCUCUGUAAACAGCGAGCAGUUUCAUAUCUCUAUAUAUCGCAGCAGUAAUGUAAAGGUGAGGUACAUCACUGUCUCCGCCCCCUUCAACAGCCCCAACACUGACGGAAUCCACAUUGAAGGGUCCACAAAUGUUGCAGUUUUAGGUUGCAGAAUCGCUACAGGUGAUGAUUGCAUAUCAAUGGGACCUGGAGAUACCAAUAUAUGGAUUGAGAACAUUAGGUGUGGUCCCGGCCAUGGAAUCAGCAUUGGGAGCUUGGGGUAUAAAAAUGGACAGGAUGGAGUUCAGAAUGUGACUGUGAAGAACAUUCACUUCACCGGAACUCAGAAUGGUUUCAGAAUCAAAACAUGGGCGAAGCCCAACAAUGGCUUCGCUCAACAGAUCCUGUUCCAUAAUGCUUCCAUGAAUAAUGUGAAGAACCCCAUCAUCAUCGACCAGUACUACUGCCCUGAUCAUUAUAACUGCCCCACUGAAUCGUCCGGGGUGCAGAUUAGUGAUGUGACAUUCAGAGAUGUGUGGGGCUCGUCGGCGACGGAGACGGCGGUGACGCUGGAGUGUAGUGAGAGCCGGCCGUGUAAAGGGAUUGUGUUGCAGAACAUCAAGCUUGGCUAUAAUGGAGACGGUGAGGUUAAGAUGUUGUGUAGUAAUGUGCAUGGAAGGAGUUCUGGUCUGGUUAUUCCACCCUGCUGCAUCAGUGAAUGA